CGUAACUUCCUGUCCGUGCUCCGUAACGGGGGGUGGAGCCGCUCCUCAUUUCCGGAGGGAAGUUCGGCUGCGGGAUCUGGGCUCUGGAAUUUAACUUCUUGAGUGAUAUAAAAGGAGACCAGGAAUUGCUUUGGGCAUGGCUGCUGAGCUGAACUUCUCUCCCCCUGAAGUCCCAGAGCCUACUUUCCUAGAGAAUCUUCUUCGUUAUGGACUGUUUCUGGGGGCUAUCUUCCAGCUUAUCUGCGUAUUGGCCAUCAUCUUCCCCAUUUCAAAGUCUCACGAGGGGGAAGGGGGACAUUUUGAGCCAAGAAAGUUUGAGGUGACCAAGAAGCCAAAGGGGGCUGCUCCUCCUCAAAGCAAAAAGUCCAAGAAGGAAACCAAGAAGAAGAGAUAGAGCAGAAGCUGCCAGAUGUGGCAUGUGUGUGGCCUGCUCUUCUUUCUUCAGAAUCAAGUACUUGUGAAGAGGAACCAUUGCAGGAAAAUCAAUCUUCAUAAAAACAUUUGUCCAGCAUCAUCUUCCUUACAGAAUCUGAGUUGGAAGGGAUCUCUACUGAAUAGGAAUCCUUUCUACAACCUCCCUGAUGAGUGAUCAUGCUGCCUCUGCUUGAAGACCUCCGGUGAUGGGGAACUACUACCUCCUGAGGCAAUCCAUUUCUCUUUUGGAUAGCUCACUAAUUGUUAGGAAAUUUUUCCUUACAUUGAGCUGAAAUCCACCUCUCUGAAACUUCGACUUAGUCCUUUGGAGACUAGGGAAUUGAGGUGGCUCUAGUGGAGCCUUUUAAACGCAGAGGAGCAUAUAAGCAUGAGCAUUUCACUGGGCUUCAAAUCUUGUUUAAUCAUGGCUCCUGAUUCACUGGGCUUCAAAUCUUGUUUAAUCAUGGCUCCUGAAGCACAGCCUCUUCAGAAAAGAAAAUGUGGGUUGUUCCACUACAGUGACAUUUGACUUCAGGAAAAAUGACAAUAGAAUCAUGAGCACAUUAUACAAGCAAAGGCCAUAUAUAUUGGGAUACUUAGUUUAAAAGUCAUGUUAAAAUAGCUGAGUUGCUUUUUAGUGUUUAAUCAUUUUAAAUAAUUUUUGGGGGGGGGGCAGGGCAAUUGGGGUUAAGUGACUUGCCCAAGGUCACAGCUAG
Molecule: messenger RNA, 1130 nt
Organism: Trichosurus vulpecula (common brushtail)
Lineage: Eukaryota; Metazoa; Chordata; Mammalia; Diprotodontia; Phalangeridae
Gene: MANBAL
Product: mannosidase beta like
Exons: 3
Coding region: 137-394 (85 amino acids)
Cellular component (GO): membrane
Source: RefSeq, a predicted model, not a curated record